Molecule: messenger RNA, 4809 nt
Organism: Sus scrofa (pig)
Lineage: Eukaryota; Metazoa; Chordata; Mammalia; Artiodactyla; Suidae
Gene: GSTCD
Product: glutathione S-transferase C-terminal domain containing
Cellular component (GO): cytoplasm
Source: RefSeq, a predicted model, not a curated record
GACGGGAGGAAGUGACGUAACCACCUUCUUCCGGUGCGCCGGAUUAUGAAUGACGGCAGGUGCUGCUGUUUCCCCGGCGCUGCUUCUGUUGUUUUUUUCCCUGCCGCGUGGAGCUGCGAGCGGUCUGCAGGCGAAGACUUCCUAAAGCGACCUCGGGAAACCCGGCUCGGGCGGGGCGGGAAUGCGCUGGCGGCCAGUGUUGACACGUUCACGCACCCUCCCUGCCUGGCCGCGCCUCUGCGACCAGGAUCUCAACGAAGGAAGAGAAUGAAAGGCAUUAAGAAAAGUCUUACAGAGGAAUAUCUGUACUUGGAAUUGUCUCAACAAAUAGGAGGGUACAUCUUUCCUCUUCAUACGUCUGUAACUUUAUUUUUGUUAUCAUACUGUGACUGCAAAAUCUUUAAAGUUUGCUUAGUUCUCACCACAGAAAGCACCGAUGUCUCACUGCUUAGAAGUGUACUGUCCAAGGAUGUUGAAAUACAUAUUACUUCAAGGCAGGAGCUUCCACCAGUAGUCCAGAAUUGCCGUUUACCUGCCGUGGUAGAAAGACCAGACAGUUUCUGUAGGGCAGGACUUGCUGUUGUAUUGAGACACAUAAUCCAGAAAUCAUAUGAAUCAGACCCCUCAAAGAAGGAAAUUUUGGAACUUCUGGGUUUUAAGAAGACCUGCUUGAAAGCCUGUGCUGAAGUUAGUCAGUGGACCAGGCUAUGUGAACUUACCAUCCCUGUAGCUAUUGAGAAUUUUCUCAGAGAAUCUUCUGACCAGCCCCCAACCAUCCCUGCCGAAAUACUAGAGCUCGAGAAAAAGCUGAGUGAGCCCGUUAGAGUGCAUAACGAUGACAAACUCCGGCGGCAAAAGCUGAAGCAACAAAAGGCUGCUGGGGCUGGACCUUCCCUUGCUAAGGAGAAAACAAAGAACAAGGUGCAUAGACCGGAAACUUCCGAAGCGGUGGACUCUUCAUCCGCGAGCCUGGAACUGCAAGUGGCCUUAUCAAAGCUCCUGGUACAGGAGGAGUCAGCUCCUGCCAACAGGGAGCCUUCUCACAUCAGAAAAACAAAAGCCUCUGACCUUCCACCUCUGGAGCAUGUGUUUGCAGAAGGCCUUUACUUCACUUUGGCAGAUAUUGUGCUCUUGCCCUGUAUCCAUCACUUUUUGGUAAUUAUCUGCAAGAAACUUCCUGAAAAGCUGGUAGAAUUUCCACUGCUGGCUGCCUGGUACCGGAGGAUUCAGGAAGUGCCAAGAGUUAAAACAGCAGCUUCUCAGUGUGGGAUCCAAUUUCUCCAUUUGCCAGAGUUGCAGACCUCCUCAAAUGAAUGGCAUCCGAACUUAGAUGAGGUCCCAUGUGUAGAGGAGCAAAAUGAUUCUUCAUUUAUAGGAGGACCGAGACCCACUAUGACCAAGUUAAUGGAAAAAGGCAUUGAAGUAAUGUUUUCUCCCCACCCUUGCCCUACUUGGACUCUUGAUUGGAAUACUCUUCCUGCAGCAGUGAGCCCAAAGGAAGGUAAAAUGUCCAGCGAUCGAGCUUUGAGGAAGCAGCAACAGUUAAACAACCUUGUUUAUGUGGUGACAAAUCAGGCCAAACCUGGUGACAGAAUUGUGGAUUUCUGCAGCGGUGGGGGUCAUGUUGGGAUUGUCCUUGCUCACAUGCUGCCAUCGUGCCAGGUUAUAUUAAUAGAAAACAAGGAAUUAUCUCUAAUUCGCGCUAAGAAGAGAAGUGACGAACUAGGUUUAAGCAACAUUUGGUUCAUUCAAGCAAAUAUGGAGUAUUUUACAGGGAUCUUCAAUAUUGGGGUGGCUUUGCAUGCUUGUGGAGUGGCAACAGACAUGGUGAUUGAGCACUGCAUCAAAACCCGGGCUUCCUUCGUCACGUGCCCUUGCUGUUACGGUUUCAUUCAGAACACCUCCAAGUUUAAGUUUCCAAAAAGUGAACAAUUCAAGAAAACUUUAUCAUACAAGGAACACAUGAUUCUGUGUAGGUUUGCAGAUCAGACAGCUGUCCAGCUUCCACCUCAACGAAGGCUCAUAGGAAAACAGUGCAUGUGCCUGGUGGAUUGGAUCGAGCAAGAGCUGCAGAAGAACGUGGCUACUCUGUUCAAGUGAUAUCUAUGGAGCCAGAGAGCUGCUCUCCCAAAAAUAACAUGAUUGUGGGAGUCCCCGUUUAAAACAGAUAUUCGCAUUUGAUGUUUUGCCAUCUAGCUCCCUGAUGAAAGCCCAAUAGCAUUUAGGAGGUCCUUGGCAUAACUGGGAAACAACAUUAGCCAUCUUGAAUCUGUUGUUCUUGGGAAAGAAUACAGCAGGAAAAUCUUGGAGGAAGGCUGCCUGCAAAGCAUCACAAAUGCACUUGUAAUGUGUGAUUAAAGGACCGCUGGUUUUCAUACUGAGCAUCCCCUGAAGUCUCAGCUGCCAGCAGAGUGAUACUCAUGAGAGGAGGUUCCAUCACUGGAAUAACAAUUUCCUUCUCAGUUCACAGCUUUUCUGAUCUUGCCAGUGUGGUGUUCAGCUCAAAACAAUGUACAUGCAGCCUUAUAAUCACUUAGAAAUUCAAAUGAAGACCAAAAGUAGACUCAGUGGGGUUUGUUUGCUUUUUUUUUAUAUUUUUAACAAUGGUACUUAAAAUUUUUUCUUAAUUUAGUCAGGUUGUUACUGUAUGCUUGUAUUUUUAAGCUGGGGUGAGCUAGACUUAUACAUCAUUUCGGACAGUACUUUAAAAUGUAUUUCCCAUAAAUUGCCAAUUGAGAUCGCUGUUCAGACAUUUUAUAUGAAGGUAUUAUAAAAUAACUGCAGUCUAUUUCCCAUGACAGGAACAUGUAAUUUGGACUUAAAUUUUAGCUAAUCAGCAAAUACAUUGAUUUAUUCACUCAAGUUUGUAAAUGAUUAUUGAGGAUCCAUUAUUUUCAAGACCCUGACCUAGAUUCUUCUAAGGAUACAAAGAUGAGUUGCAAGAGACCCGGUGCCUUGCCUGUAGCAGUGAAUCAUGCACGAGAGAAAGAUUCAUGAAGUAGUUAAGUUCUUUGUAUCAUGAUAUAAGGUAUGGUCACAGCAUUUUUUUUUUCAGGUAUCAUUUUUUAUUUAUUUUUUGGUAAAACGCAUGGAGUAUAAAUUGCAGGUGGAAGGAGUAAGUACAGAAGCUUUUUUGAGUAAUUCUCCCACCCAAACUGUCCUUAUUCCACCAGCCAAAGUUUUUAAAAACAGAUAACAUGUCCUUUCUCAGAUGCUGCUGAUUAUUUUUUAUAUGUCCUAGAUUAUUCCAUUGAGAUAAGAAUAUAUUUAAACGAUUUUGGUGUUUUUAACUCCUGUAUGACACAUAGCUUGAGGAGAAAGGGCUUUAACAGAUAACUCAUCGCUGUGGAUUAAAAUACAGGAGCCGUGUAUGAAGGAGACAAGGGUCUGAUCUCUUGCUCUCUGGAGUAAAACUGAAGAAAGAUUAGCCAUCAGCCCUGAGUAUCUUAGUCAUUUGCAGCUGUCAACAUGACGUGCUCUUUUAUCCUGGGCUUUCUUUUCUAAUUGAGCUAUAAUUUAUAGACAAUAAAAUAACAGAUUUUAAGUGUUGUGUUUGAGAAGUUUGACAGCUGUAUAUACUCAGACAACCAGCACCAGAAAUAAGAUAUAGGCUCUUUCUUUUUUAAAUUUAGUUUUAUUGAGGUUGAUUUACAAUGUUUUGUUAAUUUCUGCUCUACAGCAGAGUGAUACAGAAUAUUUCUAUCAACCCAGGAAAUUCUCUCAUGUGCGUUCUGUUCAAUUUCCCCCACCCUAAAUGCAACCACUCUCUGAUUUCUAUCACCCUACAUUUGUUUUGCCUAUUUUUGGCCUUCAUAUAAGUGAAGUCCUUUAGUUUAUAGACUUUUGUGUCCGGCUUCUUUUGCUCAUCAUGAUUUUUUUGAGAAAUACCCACUUUGUUAUGUGUAUCAACAGUUUAUUCUUAUUCCUAAGUAGUACUUCAUUAUAUAAAUAUAUCAAAAUGUGUUUAUCCAUUCUCCUAUUGGUAUUUAUUUGAAUUUUCACUUUGAAGAUGUUAUGGAUAAGGUCUAUGAAUAUUCUUCUUUAAGUCUUUUUGUGGACAUAUAUUUUCAUUUCUCUUGGGUAAAUACCUAGUAGUAGAAUUGCUGGGUCAUUGAAGAAAUGAAUGUCAGUUGCCAAAUAAUUUUCCAGAGUGAUUGUACCAUUUUAUAUUCCCACCAGCAAUGUAUAAAUAUUCCCUUGUCUCCACUUCCUCACCAUUUGAUGUUGUCAUUUUUUUUAAUUAAAAAAACAUUUUUUUGGUCUUUUGUCUAUUUAGGGCCUCACCUGAGGCAUAUGGACGUUCCCAGGCUAGGGGUCGAAUUGGAGCUGUAGCUGCUGGCCUAUGCCACAGUCACAGCAACUUGGGGUCCUUAACCCACUGAGCAAGGCCAGGGAUUGAACCCGUGUCCUCAUGGAUACUAGUCAGGUUCAUUAACCACCUAGCCAUGACAGGAACUCCAAUUUGGUUUUAAGUUUUAUCAUUCUGAUGGACAUGAAAUGGUAUCUCAUUGUGGCUUUAAUUUUCAUUUCUCUGAUGACUAGUGAUGUUAAGCAUCAUCUAUAAAGUAUCUUUUCAAGUCUUUUGUUCAUUUUGAAAAUUAGGUCAAUUUGGGGUUUUUUUAUUGUUGAUUAUAUAUUCUGAAUAUGAGUCCUUUGUCAUCUAUCUGUAUUGAGAAGCUUUUUUUACAGUAUGUGGCUUACUUACUCAUUUGUCAUAUUGAAUGUUUCAAUUUUCAAUAACCCUAACUUGUCUUUAUUUUUCUUUUAUGGUUAAUAUUUUGUGUGUUCUCUAAUAAAUCUUUAUCUACC